GGUUUAAACCCUAAAAGGGAGCACCACAAUUGCAGAACUCAGGCAUGGCUUCACUCAACCUUCACUCUCUUCACUCCCUUCACUCUCCUCCUCACCCAUCACGAUUCUCAUCCCAUUUCCUGAAUACGAUUUCACUUCAAUUUUCCUCUCCAAUUCCGUUCCCAACUCUAAUUAUUCGCCAAUUCAACCGAAUCUCGAGACCCUAUUGUUUCAAUGAACAAAUGGACGUCCCUCUUGAUUCAUCCUCAGCUUUGUCCACCACCAUGGACAAAAGCGCUGACCUAGUACUGGAUAGCAACAAAAAUGAAUUGAUUCGGAACGCUGUGUGGGUGGGCGUGGCCACGAUCGCUAGCAAGAUUCUGGGAUUACUCAGGGAGAUUGUUCUAGCUUCAGUUUUCGGGAUAGGCCCGGUGGUUACUGCAUUCAAAUAUGCUUCAGUGAUUCCUGGCUUCACUGCAUCGCUUUUGGGUGGUGUAAAUGGUCCUAUCCACAUUACUAUGGCUACCACUCUAAGCAAGCUUCCAGAGGUGCGGAGGAGGAAGCUGUUUCAACAUACAAAUGCUUUCAUGUUCCUGGUAGGAGCUGCUGUGGGCUCUGUUGUGUUUGUAUUUGCUGAGUCCAUUAUUCAUAUUUAUGCUCCUGGAUUUUGGGUCUUGGCAGAAGGACAAAUAACUAGAGAAAUAGCAAUUGCACAACUGAAAAUAAUGGUUCCCUGCAUAAUUUUUGCUGGUCCUGUUGGACUUGGCUUUGGAUAUAUGAGCGCAGAAGGAAGUAACUUCCUUCCUUCUAUUAGCCCUGCUUUGUCAAGCAUGCUCAUAAUUGCCACUUGUAUUGUAUAUGUUCUCAUGAGACGAUUAAAUCCUCUUCUAGCAGGUGAUGCAUUAUCUGGUGGAAUGCUAAUAUCUUUUGGAGCUUCAAUUGGUUCUUUUCUGCAGUGGAUUAUCCAGGUUUUUAAAAUUGAUAUUACUUUAGAUUUGGACAUUCUGCAUUCUUUUUUACAAUAUUAUUACUCAUGUGCCUUUCAGGUCAUUAUGCAUGAGAGAAUGUGGCAAAAUUCCAAUCCGGUUCCAUGGAUGAAUGUUUUAAAGGAUAAAGAUGUUCAUGAGUUUUUCUCAUUGAUGCUUCCAGCCACAAUCAGUUCAGGCUUGACACAAAUUGCAUCGUUCACUGAUUUUUAUUUUGCAUCUCUCAUACCUGGUGCUGCUGCUGGUAUCUCUUAUGCUUAUCUUUUGGUCAUGGCACCAUUGGGCCUACUUUCAAGCAUGAUUGUACUGCCUCUUCUACCUACUUUCUCAAGAGUGGCAAAGACUUUAUCAUGGCCUCACCUAAUGGAGAUCCUCAUACGAGCAGUUCUACUUUGCAUGGUACUAAUCCUGCCUGUUUUAUCAACAAUGUGUGUAUUGGCAAAACCAAUCAUCCGUGUAUUAUUUCAACGAUAUGCAUUUGAUUCUGCAGCAAGCACUCUGGUUUCUUCUCUGUUUCUUUGUUAUUCUCUUGGCUCACCAUUCUACAUCAUCAGAGAAUUGCUAGAUGCAAUUUUUUAUGCCCUUGGAGAUGGACAACAACCAUUUCUCAUCACUGUGUGUGCUAUUGCUUUGAAUGCCAUCCUAGACUGGCUUUUUACCUCCAGAUUCCACCUUGGAGCACAGGGACUGGCACUUUCAACGUCAAUUGUUACUGCUUUGUCAGUCUUGAUACUGUUCCAUCUCCUCGUGAAGAAAUUAGCAGGAGUAAUUGACUAUGCAGCACUGGUGUGUCCUCUCUUGCUUCUAUUUUCUUGCUGUGUUGUCUCUGGCCUCACCACAUCCUUUGCCUAUAGGACAUUGCAAAGUCUUUUGUCCUCUGUGUUUAUCCUAAGGUUUCAUAGGAUUCAAGAGUUGCUCUCCAUUUCUAUGGCUGGUCUUGCAGGGAUCAUUAGCUUUUUCUUUCCACUUAUUGUGCUUCAUUUCUCCGGAUUCAGACUAGUGAGGGAAAUGUCCGAUACAUUGAAGAACAGAUAGUACAAUUUUAAAUCCUCAUUCUCAAUAUCGUCCCUUAUGAACGUGGCUGUACCUCCAUCCAGACUGAAUUUUAUAACCAUGGCUAAUUGUGGUCAGACAGAAGCAACCAUCCACCAUCCGCAUUGCAACUUAGUUUUUACCUACUCAUUACUAUUCUGUAACCAAAAGAGUAAAUGGUGGAAUCGGUUUGAACUAUGGAUGUUUACACUUAACAGAGAAUUUCUUGUGCAGAUGGCCUCUAGGCCACAUUAAGAUAGAACAGCGUAUUGUAAGAGGCAGGUUCUUUGUACAAAACAAACCCACUUGUAAAGAAACGUACCAGUGUUGUAACAAUGCUUUAUUUGAGUGGAUUAUGACCUUCAUUAACACGAAGGGUUCGUGCCUAA
This is a messenger RNA of Vitis vinifera (wine grape), 2386 nucleotides long. RefSeq lists its product as uncharacterized. Lineage: Eukaryota; Viridiplantae; Streptophyta; Magnoliopsida; Vitales; Vitaceae. The record is from RefSeq and is a predicted model, not a curated record. The transcript has 19 exons. Bases 45 to 2000 code for a protein of 651 amino acids.